AUGGAUAACUAUAAAAAAUAUCUCUUUGAUGAGAAAUUUCAAGAACCACAACCUCGAAACACCUACUCAUUCUAAGCUCAGGAGAGCCAAGAAGAAUAGCCUGUCGAAUCAAAUUUUGAUGAUGAAUACAAAAAAGAUUUUCUUCAAAAUCAAAUUAAAAACAUCAGAGAAAAAUUGAUAAUGAUGGGUUUUCCUAGUUUGGGUGAUUUGUAUAGCAAUUCAAAUUCUGAAGUUGAUCUUACUGUCAAAGUAUUGGUUGCAGUAAUUAAAUAAAGAAGAGAGGACAUGGAUUUUAAGAACACCUAUCAUGAAAGAGUUAAUAAAAUCGAAGCAGAAAAACAACAACUAGUUUCUAAUUUUGAAAGAGUAUCAAAUAAUCGAAAAAUUCUUGAGUAAGAAAAUACAACCUUAUAAGCCAAGAUCAAGAGCACAGAAAAGGUUCAGAAAGAAUAAAUUAAUAAAUUGAUGCUGGAAAGAGAAGAUCUAUAAAAAUAGCUAUCAAAAUUAUAAAGUAGAUCGACUUAAUUUGAACAUGAAUUGAAGUAAAGGGAUUUAGAAAUUUAAAAACUUAAAGAUCAUAUUAAGAAAUAAUAGGCUUCCAAAACUUAUAAAAAUAGUUUAGAAAUGACAUAACCUAUUGAAUAAGGGGGUCCAAGUGUUUUUGCAGCAAAUGGAGAAUAUGAAUUCAGUCAAUUGGUUAUGAAAAAAUGGGAGGAAGUCAAUAACAAAUUACUUAGGGAGAAUGAAUAACUUAGGGAAAAUCUAGUUAAGAUUCAUACGGAACUAGGAGAGAUACUGCAGAUUAGGAGAGAUGUCUAUAUCAAAAGAAGAAAAAUAGAUUUUGGAGAUGAGAACAUUCCACCAGAAUUGGAUAACCCAUAGCAAAAUAUGCAUCAAUUCAAAAGUGACUUAUUCAAGGCUCCUUUAGAAACUAAUGGCAAAUAGGCUAUUUCGAUGUUGUAAGAGAAUCUAUCAACGUUUAAAGAACUUAUGAAGAAGUUUGAUUAAUAGUAUGAACUUUAAAUGAACGAAGAUGAAAUAGAAAUUGAAGCUGAAGGAGGUAAAACUAAGGCAUGUAAGAAUUUGACUGAGUUAUUCAAAAACUACAAUUAUAUUUUUGAAGCUCAGGAUAAGAUGAUAAGUUAAAUAAUCAAUAAAAGCUAAAAUUUAAAAAAGAUAGACGAAUUAAACUUUAAUUUAAAUAGAUUCAAUAGAGUGUUGGAUGACAAGUAGAUUGAUGAUGUUAAGAAGUAUUUACAAGAUUAGAAGAAGUAUCUGGAUGAAUCAAAAAAUGAGAUGGAUAUGAUCAAAAAAUAAUUUUAACAUUAAUUGAAAAAAAGAGAAGAAGAGAAAUAGAUAAUACAAAUGAAACGAUAGAUGCUAGAAGAAACUAAUGAUAAAUUCAAGGAAAAUAUCAGAAUGUUGGAAAAUGCAAGUAAACAAGCCUUACAAUAACUUAAUUAAGAUAAUAAUUGA
Molecule: messenger RNA, 1476 nt
Organism: Paramecium tetraurelia
Lineage: Eukaryota; Ciliophora; Oligohymenophorea; Peniculida; Parameciidae
Exons: 4
Source: RefSeq, a predicted model, not a curated record